UCGUAAACACCGAGAACUGGCACAGGAUUGAAAGAGCAUGAAGUGUUUCCUCGUUGGUCUGUUCGGUCUCGUGACCCUGACGUCAGCUCUGCCGUUGACGUCACUUCAGCAAGAUUUCGCCGAAUACUUUGCUGAUCUAAUCAACCGGAUUAACGCCUUGAAUGCCACCUGGAAGGCCGGCCCAAACUUCGCCGGAGAAACCGUCCAGUCAGUGUUGGACCGCAUCGGCCCGGCCGAGGUAGACUUUCCGCCGCCGGAGGAGAAACCUUCACUGCCUGCAGUUGUCCACGACGUUGAUAUACCUAAAGAGUUUGACGCUCGCAAGAAUUGGCCCCAAUGUCCAUCCAUCGGCCGCAUCUCGGACCAAGGGCGCUGCCGUUCGUACUGGGCUUUUGCUGCGGUGGGGAUGAUUGACGAUAGAUUCUGCAUUUCUCAAGGCGUGCAUGUCAACAUAUCAGCGGAAGACGCAUUGUCAUGCAGUGAAGAUAUGCAGAAGAACGGUUGUGCUGGCGGCAGGCCUUCCAUUGCCCUGGACAGCUGGUCAAAACAGGGUCUUGUGACCGGCGGGGCCUUUAACAGUAACGCCGGUUGCAGACCCUACCCCUAUAAGCCAUGUGACCACCAUGAAAAGGGGACCUAUGGCCCAUGCACAGCCCCACCUUCCUUGACGUUCUGUGACAAGAUCUGUCGGGCUGGCUACCCGAAGGAGUACAAUCAGGACAAACACUAUGGAUCCGUCUACUCUGUGGACCACUCCGAGGAGAGCAUUCAAAAAGAAAUCAUGACAAAUGGAUCUGUGACGACAUACAUAGUCGUUUACCAGGAUUUCCCCAUCUAUCGAUCAGGCGUUUACAGGCACACAUCAGAUAAAGCUAUUGGCAGAAGCGCCCUCAAGAUACUUGGCUGGGGUGACGAGGGUGAUCAGAAGUAUUGGCUGUGUGCCAACUCUUGGAAUACUGAGUGGGGUGACAAAGGAUUCAUCAAGAUCCUGCGAGGUAUUAAUGAAUGCCAGAUAGAGGAAACUGUGAUGGCAGGAACACCACAGAAACCUGGGACCUGGUAGAAACCAACAAGACAUGCUAGCCAGGAAUUACGAACAAAGACUACUACGAGACAAACUCUCCCAAUUUCAAUUAGCACAUGUUAAAGAACUGAUCCGUUAAAUACACCGUAUUCAUUGCAUUUUUGCGGUCAACUUAUGUUGAAUUCCUUAGAUAUGGGCACAAUUAGCUCUCGAACAAAGUUGCAGAGGGGUCGUCAACUUCGAUUUUUUUUAAACUUAAAAAAAAGAUGAUUUAUGAAUCAACACAUUUCUAUUCAUUGUUGCGACUGCUAUUACUUCUUAUUUGCUCCAACAAACAUUCCCACUGUUAACCAUUAAGAGUCAUGAUGAGUGUCAUUUGUGAACAAGGUGGGAAAAAGUCAUCAGUUAUGUCUUUUUUUGUGUGUUCUGGACUAACAACGG
Acanthaster planci (crown-of-thorns starfish) is the source of this 1465-nucleotide messenger RNA. RefSeq names its product cathepsin B-like. Gene Ontology annotation, molecular function: cysteine-type peptidase activity. Gene Ontology annotation, biological process: proteolysis. The record is from RefSeq and is a predicted model, not a curated record. NCBI's taxonomy places the organism in Eukaryota, Metazoa, Echinodermata, Asteroidea, Valvatida, Acanthasteridae.